UGCCACGCGGAGUCCCGCUUGCUGGAGCAGAUCCAGUCCUGGGACCUGGACCCGAAGCUCCACUAUGGGGUUACCUGCUUUCUCUCCUGGAGCCCCUGCACUGACUGUGCGCAGGACAUGGCUCAGUUCCUGAAGGAGAACAGCCACGUGAGCCUGAGCCUCUUCGCCUCCCGCCUCUAUACCCUCGGACACUAUGACGAGGGCUUGCGCACCCUGAAGAGGGCUGGGGCCAGCAUAGCCAUCAUGACCUCCAGGGAGUUUGAGCACUGCUGGAACGCCUUCGUGCACCACAAGGGAAACCGCUUCCAGCCCUGGCCGGGUCUGGACACGGAGAGUCAGAAAUUCUCUGAGAAACUGCAGGGCAUUCUCCGGGUGAGGUUCCUCCCUCCCUCCCUG
This is a messenger RNA of Neomonachus schauinslandi (Hawaiian monk seal), 396 nucleotides long. RefSeq names its product DNA dC->dU-editing enzyme APOBEC-3G-like. The record is from RefSeq and is a predicted model, not a curated record. Gene Ontology annotation, molecular function: zinc ion binding; cytidine deaminase activity; RNA binding. The annotation marks the transcript as partial. Lineage: Eukaryota; Metazoa; Chordata; Mammalia; Carnivora; Phocidae. Gene Ontology annotation, cellular component: cytoplasm; nucleus; P-body. Gene Ontology annotation, biological process: defense response to virus; negative regulation of single stranded viral RNA replication via double stranded DNA intermediate; DNA cytosine deamination. The transcript has 2 exons.